This is a messenger RNA of Aureobasidium vineae, 702 nucleotides long. The record is from the annotation of a GenBank genome assembly. Lineage: Eukaryota; Fungi; Ascomycota; Dothideomycetes; Dothideales; Saccotheciaceae.
AUGAGCAGUCCGAAAAGACGAAUCGAGACGGAUGUAGGUCAUGAAACGAUGCCUCGACUCACCACGUCCAUCUCUGACGACUCACCCAGGAUGAUGAGCGACUACGAGGUUACUCUGGUCAACGACAACAGUAACACCACACUCAGUUGUCUUGCCUUGGUAUACUCUGCUGACACAUACCGCAGUGUUCGUACCCGACAGCUCGCUGCUUAUCCCCUCGUCGUAGAGGUUACUCACACACGCACNAGGCAAGAGUUCUUUGUCCGGUUUAAGGGUCCUGAAGAGAGCGGUCUCUGGAAGAUUCAUGUCGAGCUACCCGACCAGUACCCAUACAAGAGUCCCAGCAUCGGCUUUGUAAACCGCAUCUUCCAUCCUAACAUCGAUGAGCUUGUCUGCCUCGACGUUAUCAACCAGACGUGGUCACCAAUGUACGAGAUGGUGAACAUCUUCGAGGUCUUCCUCCCUCAACUGUUGCGCUACCCCAACCCCACGGACCCUCUAAACGGCGAGGCUGCAGCUCUGAUGAUGCGAGAGCCAAAGAGCUAUGAAGCCAAGGUCAAGGGUGAGAACCGUUGUCAUUACGCAUCGAGAGAAGCCGCUGAGGAUGCGGGCGAAGACUCGGACGACGAUGAUGAGAUGAGCAGUGUAGGCAGUUUCGACUCGGACGAUGACGAGCCCGCGGGCAACAUGGAUGAGAUCUGA